Messenger RNA from Brassica napus (rape), 2530 nucleotides. RefSeq lists its product as uncharacterized. The transcript has 6 exons. The record is from RefSeq and is a predicted model, not a curated record. Bases 1587 to 2354 code for a protein of 255 amino acids. Gene Ontology annotation, cellular component: nucleus. Lineage: Eukaryota; Viridiplantae; Streptophyta; Magnoliopsida; Brassicales; Brassicaceae. Gene Ontology annotation, biological process: DNA repair; DNA replication; DNA recombination. Gene Ontology annotation, molecular function: DNA binding.
ACGUCGACAUAUUUAUUCCACCAAUCAGGACAUUUGCUUCGUCCACGUAGGAUUUCGGUUCUUCUUUUUUUUUGGGUUUUUGGGCCGCGACUAAACCAAAACGACAUCAAACGCUAUGGAUCUCAUAAGGGAUUGUGUGGGCUUGGUGGCUUGGUUUGGUUUAUUGGGCUUUCUCUCUGUUUAUUAAAAAAAAACCUCACCCACGCGAGGCGGAAACCUCGAAGCUCCGCGCCUCCAUCUCUUCCUCUUCACCCUUUCUUCUUCAUCGUUACAGAGAUUUCGAUCCACUACUCUACAUUCAAUACCCCACGACAUCUCCAGCCAUCAAUUUAUCCUUUAUGACUUCGUUUCGGUUUGCUUUUUUCCCGGUCCUUUAUAUACUGUUCAUCUCUUUUGCGUGGAAACCAAAUCUCGAACUUCUCUCCUUACUCUAUGGCGAUCAAACCGAAUGGAAAAUCCCCUGUUACCUCCGAUCACGAUGACAGAAUCAUGCUUUUCCGCGAUGUCACAACGGGUCCCCACGAAACCCAGCUGCGUUUCCGGUUGAUUCAUUUCUGGGAGGCUUGGAACCCUUUGAAGAAGACGCUUAUUGGGAUUGAGAUGCUGUUAAUUGACGAGGAGGUAUUUGUUUUCAGCCAAUAUAGUUUAGACGCUUAUUUGUUAUUUAAAACGUUCUUUGGGUUUUUUUUGGCUCCUGAUUUUAUAUCGAUACGUUUCUUCGUUUUACCAUAUUCGAUAGUUAUUGAAUUUGUUUUUAGAUCCUCAUUAGUAUAGAGUAGAUUUUUACACUGUCCUUAGUUUUUACAGAACAAAAAAACUAUUAAUUUGUACUGUAUUUUCUCGCAGGGAUCUGUUAUCCAAGGAUUCAUUUCGCCAAGCCGUAUUGAGAGACAUUUGUCUAAAAUGAAGCCUGGAUCGCUUUACAAGCUCAACAAUUUUUAUGGAUCAAGCAACAAAACCAUGUAUCGGGUUUCUGAUCAUGCGGUGACGGUGUCGUUCUCAUGGAACUCGGAGCUCUCUGUUCUUGAAGACAGUCCCACUCCUUUUGAUGAAGACAGAUUCCGUUUUCAUUCCUUUGAGGAAUUUCAAGCUGGCUGUGAUAGCAAAGGAGACCUCUACGAUGUUCUUGGGCACAUGAAGCUGGUUAAUGGUCAGUGUCUCACGGGGACCCCAGUUCUUGAUGAAGUGGAAAUAGCUAGGGCGAGGCAUGUGUUGGUUCAUGUGCAGUCAUACGAUGGACCUGUGGUGAAGCUCUACCUUUGGGACCAGGCUGCAAGAGACUUCUGCAAAAAAUUCAAGUCAUACGAACGCACCCCCACCGUGUUAUUGGUGACAACCGUUAACACCAAGAGUCUCGGAGGUUCUGUUUCUAACUUUAGAAAAUUUUCUUACAAUUAGUUAUCUACUCUUGCUGGUCUUUGAAUGGGUGUUGCUUAAUACAACAGGUACUCUUGCACUGACUACAAUGUCCUCCUCACGUGUCUUUAUGGACUGCGACGUCCAACCUACGGUCGACUACUCUAGCUGGUAAAUCUAUAUAUAUUUACAUUUUUAUAUUUAAUCUUUAGCUAACUCAUCCCAUAUCAAUGAAUGAAUGGAUCAAAAUGUUACUACUCUGUCUCAGGUUGGGCUCUAACCCACAGAGUGCUGAGUUGGUUAAUGCAGAAGUGGUUACUAAAAGGGAGACACUGACCAUAGGAGAAAUAUUCUCCUACAUCAGGGAUGGAUCUAAUAAGGAGGCUUUUUUUGAGUGCACGGCUACGAUUGAUGAUGUGGUCCAUGGUUCAACCUGGUAUUACAUAUCCUGCAGUGGUUGCCAUACUAAGGCUACGAAAGGCCCAACUUCUUUGAUGUGUUCAAAAUGUGGGAAAGUCAACAUAUCAGGAGUACCACAGUACCGUGCACAGAUAUCUGUCUAUGACAACAGUGAGCAAGCUGUUUUUGUUCUGCUUGGUGAUGCUGGUUUUGAGUUAACCGGGAAGCAUGCAGCCGAGUUAGUCAGCAGCUAUUUUGAGGCUAAUGGAGACCAAGGAGUUACUCAAGAGGUGCCUUUCCCGGAAGCUUUAAUUAGCACUAUCGGUCAGAAACAUAACUUUUGUGUAAAAGUUACACAGCACAACUUAGAUGGCAAGUCUCGAUCUUUGACUGUGACCAAGAUUCUCCCUAUGGAAUCUCCACCAGUCACAGAAGCUUCGGGAGGAAACUACAACCCGACAACCUUGGAGGACGGAUUUGAGACUGGAACAAAGGUGUGUGAAGCUUCCAAAGUCAGUGGGGAUUCGGCAGAAGGAAGUAAGAGCAAUGGUGACAUUGAUGAGAUGGGCAAAGCAAAACGCCUUAAGCGUGGGGUGUAGAUGUUACGUGUGUCGUAGCAUGUCUUGCAUGGGAUUACGUUUAAACUUUUUUUUUUUUUUUUGCUCUCUCUGUUAUUGACUUUUGAUUUCUUUCAAUCUCUCUAAAGUUUUUUAUAUACUCUGAAUGCUUAUGUUUUGAUUAUCAUAAUUCUACUUCUUAAGGCUUAUAACUCUGU